This is a messenger RNA of Dunckerocampus dactyliophorus (ringed pipefish), 1273 nucleotides long. Its product is annotated as transmembrane protein 238-like. The transcript has a single exon. Bases 32 to 541 code for a protein of 169 amino acids. The record is from RefSeq and is a predicted model, not a curated record. Lineage: Eukaryota; Metazoa; Chordata; Actinopteri; Syngnathiformes; Syngnathidae.
AUUCUGCUCAAAGCGACCCUGCGCUCUCACCAUGUCAACCUCCGUGCAGAUGGAACCGGUCCUGGAAAGGAGGUACGGAGGAGUUGGACGCUGCAAGUGCUCCUUCUGGUUUGCAGUAGCCCACGAUAUACUCGGCGUGCUCAUCAUGAUGGUGGGGGUAUUCGGGGGCUUGGUAAUCCACGACCUCUUCAUCUACGCCGGCGCCAUCGUCAUCUUCCUCAGCCUCAUCUGGUGGGUGUUCUGGUACUCCGGCAACAUCGAUGUGCCGCCAGAGGAGCUGGAAGACGACGUGGGAAUGGUCAAACUGAAAAGCAGCAAAGGACUGAGCCGUGUCGUGAGGCGGGCGUCCAGCCGACUCUCCAGCGGGAUUCGGAACUCUUUUGGAAAAAAUGGAAGGUGGACCAGACAGGGCUCCAGCACAGGCAAGAAGGCUUCAAACGCAGGGGAGCUGCAGAGCACAGAUGUGUCACUCUUCACUAUUUAUGACGGCGACAUGGCCUCGUCAUCAAAACAACUUGUCAGAGAGACAUUGUCAAUAUGAACCCAUGUGUUAAGGACUCAAAGAAAGCUGCACUUGUGUUUGUUUGUCUUUGCUUAUGUUUGCCGAGUAAUGAUUAGACAACGCUGAAGUUCUGUCCAGAUGGGUUCACAUGCUCUUAUCUAGUUGAUAAGAUCAAGAUAAGAACAUCUUGCACGCGUUUAACAAAGUGCUGCAUAGGAUAGAUAUGUAGAGAGUUGAAUCGUCUUCAGCCACAAUAUAAAGAGUAUUUAACAGCAGGGGACACGAUAUGCAAACAGGUCACACAAACACACACAGUCCAAUCUCUGGCAGUGAAAAACCAGUGCAGUUACCAAUAUUUGAAUUUUUAAAAGAAUACGUAUACAACAAGCAAGAUAGCCUCAUUUUAUCCAGCUUGCGUGUACAUUGUGUGUUUUUCUCUGAUCAAUCAUUCAUUCUACUCUCACAAAAUUUGUCUGAAUGAUUUGUGUUUGCUGUGGCUGUAUUUUGUGUUUUGUUUUGGUUUAGUAAUGUUACGUAAAUCUUGAUGACAGUAGUUUCAGUACGCAUGAAGGCUCUUUAUUGGGCCCCGACAUGUUGUCACUGCUUGUAUUUUUAAACGUCCAUCUCAUUCACUUUUCGGCACAUUUGUGCUUGUUAUUCCCUUCCAAAUGUAUAUAUGAAUACAUGCGUCUAAUUAUAGCCAUUGUGGAUGAAGGUUUGUGAAGUAAACCAGAUACCACUGAUUCAGAGGCCUUGAUCUUUAUAUCACAU